UCUUGCUGUUUCCCUCUGAGGUGGGUGAAUCACCUCCUCUCUGUGGUGGGAAAGGGAGCUGCACUGUCCCAACCCAGAGGCCCGUUCUGUCCAAGAAUCCAGUGAACCAGACAGGAAAUAUGACUGCAGACUGCUCAGUUCUGGUCAGCAAUGGUCAGCGUAUUGUUGGAGGAACCUUAGCUACAAAGAACGAGUGGGCCUGGCAAGUCAGCAUGCAGUGGAGGGGAAGACACGUCUGUGGUGGUGCCAUCAUCUCUCCUCGUUGGGUGAUCACUGCAGCACACUGCUUUGUUGAUAAUAACAUGCUUCAAGUAGCUGACUGGACGGUUGUGGCAGGCACUGUAAGCAUUGCACACAACUCUCUGGGGCAACACUACAGGGCACUGCAGAUCCUCUACCACCCUGGCUUUAAGGUUAUGCACAAUGACUAUGACGUGGGACUGCUGCGCACCAUAAUUGACAUGGACAUGACGAGUGGGGUCCGACCGGUCUGUUUACCCAGUCCAACCGAGUCCUUUCCUGAUGGAUCAGACUGCUGGAUCACAGGCUGGGGAUACGUAAAUGAAAACACAGGCUAUGUGUCAGAAGAGUUAAGGCAGGCUCAUGUUAAGGUAAUAGCUCAAUCCAUCUGCUACGACUUGAGUGUCUAUGGUCUCUUCAUAACUCCUCGAAUGAUUUGCGCUGGGAGCAUGGAUGGAGGGGUUGACUCUUGCCAGGGGGACAGUGGUGGACCACUUGUGUGUAAGACAUCUAAAGGGGAUUGGAAGCUGGCAGGCGUGGUGAGUUGGGGAGAGGGAUGCGCACGGCCUAAUAAACCAGGCGUCUACAGCAGAGUAACUGAACUGCUUCAGUGGAUUGAACAUUACAUAGACAUACAGGUAUGGGAAGCACUUUUCCUCACCGCUUGUAAAUGUAAAACCUAUCUUUAUCUGUCGCUCUGUUUCGGAGUCAAAGUUCUGUUAGUUUAUUUACUGCAUCUGUGUCACAGUCUAUCUAAAAAUGCUUUUCUAUUUUCAUUUUGA
Haplochromis burtoni (Burton's mouthbrooder) is the source of this 1022-nucleotide messenger RNA. RefSeq names its product transmembrane protease serine 5-like. The transcript has 6 exons. Lineage: Eukaryota; Metazoa; Chordata; Actinopteri; Cichliformes; Cichlidae. Bases 120 to 1022 code for a protein of 300 amino acids. The record is from RefSeq and is a predicted model, not a curated record. Gene Ontology annotation, biological process: proteolysis. Gene Ontology annotation, molecular function: serine-type endopeptidase activity.